Molecule: messenger RNA, 1047 nt
Organism: Protomyces lactucae-debilis
Lineage: Eukaryota; Fungi; Ascomycota; Taphrinomycetes; Taphrinales; Protomycetaceae
Product: A1 cistron-splicing factor
Exons: 2
Coding region: 1-1047 (348 amino acids)
Biological process (GO): spliceosomal tri-snRNP complex assembly
Source: RefSeq, a predicted model, not a curated record
AUGACGCUCAUACGCUUGGAAAACAUUCCACCAGGAUCUCAUGUCGGCCUUGACUUGCACUCUUGGCAAUCUGGCCCGAACUUCAGAGGCAUCAAGGAUGUUCCUGAGGGUAUCCAUUGUCUACACGUCACAAUAGCAGACGUGUCACUGACCAAAUAUGCUGUAUGGCUUGACAUCAAGACAUCUGUGACUACCGCAUUUGCUUGGAGAUCUGCCGAGCAAAAAUUCGUCAAGACGAGCUCAAAUCAAUCUAUGGGUCCGAAUGAAGAGAUGUUCUUCGUGGCGUGUCCUCCAGAGCCUGAUCGCCAUUUUGAGGCCUUGAGCAAGCAUCUUGGUGCUGAUACAGUCAGCCGUUUUGUAAAACUGGAGAGCGUCCUGACAAGCACAUCGACCUCGAACGUCGACCCCUUUGCCGACGAGCUGAAGAGGAUCGACACGACGGUCAUCACUGGCAGUGGGGAAUACGCUCUGACAUUCACUCCAAUUGAUCUCAAGAGAAGCUGGAGACCUGGAGCUAUCGGAAGAGAACUGACAGAUCAGUCGCUCGACAAGUCAUGGCUGCUUCACGACACGCUAUCACGCUGCAGUGGUGCCGAUGGAUUCCUGGCAGAGUUUGAGUUUUGCACGCUCAGCGUGUUGCUGUAUGGCUCACUAGCGGCCUGCGAUCAUUUCAACACCAUGCUCCUUCUUGUCGCCAAUUCAAAGACAGCUUUGCUGACAAAUCCUGCUUUCUUCGAAGGCAUCCUCGACUUGCUACACCUUCAGAUGCAGCAAGUCCCUGAAGAUCUCUUCGCGGACUUCUUUGCGCUCAACGUUCCACAACAAGUAGCAGUAAUGCAGAGAAAUGUCAAGGAGCUCAUGGUGGGGAACGGCACUAGCAGGCUACAAGGCAUUUCUGAGAAUAUUGAGAUUCUCCUAGACUUUUUGCACCGCGAGUUCAAUGUCGAACACGUUACAGAACAGGCUGUGUACCCUGGUGACGAGGAUGCAGAUUCCUCAGAGAGCGAGCCUGACGAUGAGAAGCCUGUUGUAGUUGAGAAUGUGUAG